Molecule: messenger RNA, 10936 nt
Organism: Pangasianodon hypophthalmus (striped catfish)
Lineage: Eukaryota; Metazoa; Chordata; Actinopteri; Siluriformes; Pangasiidae
Gene: myo10l1
Product: myosin X, like 1
Exons: 40
Coding region: 512-6670 (2052 amino acids)
Cellular component (GO): cytoskeleton; myosin complex
Molecular function (GO): protein binding; cytoskeletal motor activity; ATP binding
Source: RefSeq, a predicted model, not a curated record
CGCGAAGAGGAUGCUGUAAUAGCGCACAGGCUCGCGCUGCGUGCUCGUAAACGCACAGUCAUUUACACAACCUAUAGAUCUACCUGCUUAUGCAUUUUAUAGCAUGACAUGAUGGACACUGGCGAAGGGAAAUGUUAGCUUAGCAUGCAUGUGCAGGCUGCUGGCUGGGUUUGGAGGGGGAGGCUGGCUUUGAGGUCCCGCCCCUCAUUCAUUCUGCCGAGGACACCGGAGGAGGACGGACCUCUGAGGGACCUCUGAGGGGGAAAGAGGAGAGGAAAGAGGAAAGGAAAGGCCACUUUUUAAUACAGCGCGAAGAUCUCGAGUGAUAGGAUCAAGGAAAAGGAGUGGAUGCUUGUUUCGGGCCCGGUGCGCGCGCCGGCUAUGCGGGAAGCAUAAACCGGCGACCGCCGCCUCUCUCUCUCUCUCUCUCUCUCUCUCUCUCUCCGUUUCACGAGCAUCAGUGAUUUAUUGGGUGAGACCAGGAUCAGGGGCCUGUCGCGCGCGUUAAAAUAUGGAUGCGUUCUUUGCAGAGGGGACGCGUGUGUGGGUGAAGGAGAAAGAGCAGCUGCUUCCCUCUACAGUCAACUCCUGUGGAGAUGGAACCAUUGUCCUCACUACUGACUAUGGAGAGGUGUUAUACCUGCAGCAGGCGGAGGUGAACAGGGAGAAGGUGUACCCCAUGCACCAGAGCAGCAUCGAUGGCGUGGAGGACAUGUCCACACUGGCCGAGCUCCACGAGGCUGCUAUCAUGCACAACCUUCACCAGCGCUACCAGAAGGAUCACAUCUAUACGAACAUCGGCUCCAUCUUGGCAGCGGUGAACCCGUAUAAGCAGAUUGCAGGCCUGUAUGAUCUCUCAGCAGUAGAUCUGUACAGUCGACAUCACCUCGGCGAACUCCCACCUCACAUCUUCGCCGUGGCCAGCGAGAGCUACCGAUGCCUCUGGAAAAGACACGACAGCCAGUGUGUGCUCAUCAGUGGAGAGAGCGGAGCUGGUAAAACAGAGAGCACUAAACUUCUGCUGCAGUUUCUGUCUGUGAUGAGCCAGAAUUCAGCGGGAGCUCCGGAGAAGACCGCCUGCGUAGAGCAAGCCAUCGUACAGAGCAGUCCAAUCAUGGAGGCAUUUGGAAACGCCAAAACUGUUUACAACAACAACUCCAGUCGCUUCGGAAAGUUCAUCCAGCUUCAUUUCUGUCAGAGUGGCAACAUCCAAGGAGGCUGCAUCGUCGACUAUUUGCUUGAAAAGAACCGUGUGGUGAGACAGAACCCUGGAGAGAGAAACUAUCACAUCUUCUACGCUCUGCUGGCCGGUGCUGAUAAAGGGCAGAAAGAAACGUAUUACCUGGCUGAACCUCCUGAGCUGUUUCAUUACCUGAGUCAGUCUGGCUGCGUGAAGGACCGCAAUCUGGACGAUAAGAAGCUCUACGAUAGUGUCAUGGAAGCGCUGAAGGUGCUGGAGUUCAGUGAGGAGGAGAUCAGAGACAUGUUCAAGCUGCUGUCUGGAGUCCUGCAGCUGGGCAACAUUGAGUUCAUGACAGCAGGGGGCGCUCAGAUCACCACCAAGCAGGUGGUCACUAACGUCAGUGAGCUUCUGGGUCUGGACUCGUUCCAGUUGUCUGAAGUUUUGACUCAGCGCUCCAUGAUUCUCAGAGGAGAAGAGAUCUGCUCCCCGCUUACUAUAGAGCAGGCGAUAGAUUCGCGGGACUCGGUUGCCAUGGCGCUGUACUCUCAGUGCUUCUCCUGGAUCAUCAUGCGCAUCAACCAGAAGAUCAACGGCCGAGACAACUUCAAAUCCAUCGGCAUCCUCGACAUCUUCGGCUUCGAGAAUUUCGAGGUGAACCGCUUCGAGCAGUUCAACAUCAACUACGCUAAUGAGAAGCUGCAGGAGUAUUUUAACAAACACAUCUUCUCUCUGGAGCAGCUCGAGUACAACAGGGAGGGAAUUCGCUGGGAAGCCAUAGACUGGAUGGACAACGCAGAAUGUCUGGAUCUGAUUGAAAAAAAACUGGGCAUGUUGGCACUGGUUAAUGAGGAGAGCCGCUUCCCCAAAGGUACAGAUUUCACUCUGCUGGAGAAACUACACAGCCGACACUCGACCAACCCGUACUAUGUGAAGCCUCGACUGGCCGAUCAUCAGUUUGGCAUUAAGCACUACGCUGGCGAGGUUUUGUAUGACGUGAGAGGCAUCUUGGAGAAGAACAGAGAUACAUUUAGAGACGAUAUCUUGAACAUGCUGAAGGACAGCAGGCUGGACUUCAUCUACGACCUGUUUGAGCAAGUGGGUAGCAGGAAUAAUGAAGAGACCCUGAAGAUGGGCACCGCUCGGAAGAAACCCACCGUGAGCUCCCAGUUCAGAGACUCUCUGCACUCCUUAAUGGCCACUCUCAGUGUGUCCAACCCCUUCUUCGUGCGCUGCAUCAAACCCAACAUGGACAAGACACCCAACAGGUUUGACCCGGAGGUGGUUCUGAAUCAGCUGCGCUACUCGGGCAUGCUGGAAACGGUGAAGAUCCGGCGUGCAGGGUUUCCCGUCAGACGCACUUUCAAAGACUUCUUGAGCAGGUAUAAGAUUAUUCUGAAGGAAGGCGGGAAAACAGCAGCAGCUGAUGGAGAUGAGAAAAAAAGGUGCACUGAUCUGCUCACCAAAUACGACCACACCAAGAAAGACUGGCAGCUCGGGAAGACCAAGGUGUUUAUGAAGGAGUCUCUGGAGCAGAGGCUGGAGAAGGAGCGAGACGAAGUGCGCCGUAAAGCCGGCCUCAUCAUACGAGCGCACCUGCUCGCUUACAUAGCAAGGAAGCAAUUUAAAAAAGCUCUGUCCAGCAUCGUGACCAUCCAGAAGAACUACCGUGCACACUUCUACCGCCGCCGAUUCCUUCGCCAGCGCUCGGCCGUGCUCGUCCUGCAGAGGUGCCGGCGCGGACAGGUGGCGCGGAGCAGGUGUCGCAAACUCCGAGACGAGAAGAGGAAGAGAGAGGAGGAGGAGAGGAGGAAGAAAGAGGCAGAGGAGAAGAAGAGAGAGGGAGAGGGGGCACAGGUGAAAGGAGAAGAUGCAGAAAAAGGAGAGGAUGAGGCAGCAGGAGGCACUCAGCUCUCUGUGGAGGAGCAGAGCCGUCAGAUGGAGGAGAUCCUGAGGCUGGAGCGGGAGAUCGAGCGGCUGCAGAAGCAGAGGGAGGACGGCGUGUCGCAGCUGUGUGAGAGCUCACGGCAGGAGCUGAGGCUACGCCGUCACGCUGAGGCUCUGCGUCUCAAAAAGGAGGCAUCUCGUGUCGCCACUCAGUCGCUUGACCUGCAGAGCUUCGCCGGCAUCCAGCCUGAACAGAAGGUCCCUGCGGCGCCGCCUUUGCCCACUGCGGCUGAAGGUUCCAGUGUGGGAGAGGGUCGAGUCUCGCUGCCUGAUUUCCCUCCUCCGGCUGAGGGGCCUCCUGAUCAGGAGAUCUUAGCCACGCUGCCUCCACCUCCACCGGCCUUCGCUGAGGGCACGCCGCCUUCCUCUUCACCUGCUGCUGCUCCAACCGUCCCCGCGCCUCCUCCUCCGCCUCCUCCACCUCCUCCCCCACCUCCUCCACCUCCUCCUCCACUCCCAGGAGAGGCUGCACAGGUGAACAUGAACGUCUCCAAACCGGAGGAGGAGAAGGAAGUGUCUGAGCCUGCAGAGCCUGAGAAAGAGGAGAAAAAGGCAGAUGAGGCAGAAGGUGAGGCAGCGGAUCGGGGCAGCAGGCUGACCGAAACCGAGGAGCCGAUUUACAGCCUUCCGCUGGACACGGAGUCUGACUACGACCAGGACGAGCUGGAAGAGGGACAGAACAACAACGCGGCAAACGACCCGGAGCACGCGCGCAAGUCCACCUGCACCAACGCCAGCCAGGAGUCGUACAAUCGCAGCUCAGACUCGUAUGUGGAGAGCGAUGAGGAGCAUGACGGUCUCGCUGAUACAGAUGAAGAGCUGUCGAACGGUAAAGGCAACAUCCUGAAUGGUAAUGGGCCUCCAUACUUCCACAGCUACCUCUAUAUGAAAGCGGGUUUGAUGAUCCCGUGGCGAAGGCGCUGGUGUGUUCUGAAGGACGAGACAUUCAUGUGGUUCCGCUCCAAACAGGAGUCUCUGAAGUCGGGCUGGCUGUAUAAGAAAGGCGGAGGACUGUCCACGCUCUCGCGCAGGAACUGGAAGAUGCGCUGGUUUGUGCUGCGUGAUUCUAAGCUCAUGUACUUCGAGAACGACAGCGAGGAGAAGCUCAAGGGCACCAUUGACAUCCGCUCAGCCAAGGAGAUAGUAGACAACCAUGAGAAGGAGAAUGCACUGAACAUCGUGACGGAUGAACGGACGUAUCAGGUGUUUGCCGAGUCACCAGAAGAUGCCAGUGGUUGGUUUACCGUCCUGAGUCGGGUCCAUACUGCCACCCCUGAGCAGCUGCUGGAGAUGUCUCAUGAGCAGGCGAACCCAAAAAACGCUGUGGGCACUCUGGAUGUCGGACUGAUCGACUCUGUGUGUGCGUCUGACAAUCCGGACCGACCUAACUCUUUUGUGAUCAUCACGGCGAAUCGAGUGAUCCACUGUAACACAGAGCUCCCGGAGGAGAUGCACCACUGGAUCAGCCUCCUUCAGAAGCCCAAAGGAGACACCAAGGUUGAAGGCCAGGAGUUCCUGGUUAGAGGCUGGCUGCAUAAAGAGGUGAAGACCGGAGCCAAGAGCAGUGCACUGAAACUGAAGAAGCGCUGGUUCAUCCUGACCAACAACUCUCUGGAUUACUACAAAUCGGCCGAGCGCAGCACAUCCAAGAUGGGCACGCUGGUGCUGAACAGCCUCUGCUCCGUGGUCCAGCCCGAUGAGAAGGUGUUCAAAGAGACGGGAUACUGGAACAUUGUGGUUCAUGGGAGGAAACAUUCCUACCGGCUCUACACCAAGAUGCUGAACGAGGCCAUGAGAUGGGUUUCGGCUAUUCAGGGUGUCAUUGAGAACAAGGCGCCCAUUGAGACGCCGACACAGCAGCUCAUCAGAGACAUCAAGGAGAACAGCGUGAAUUCGGAGGCGGUGGAGCAGAUGUAUCGCCGGAACCCCAUCCUACGCUACACCCAGCAUCCACUGCACUCGCCCCUGCUGCCGUUACCGUACGGAGAGAUCAAUGACAGCUUGCAAAAGGAGAAGGGCUACGGCAGCCUGCAGGACGAGGCAGUGAAGAUUUUCAACUCUCUGCAGGAGAUGGAGAUUGUCUCCGACCCAGUGGCCAUUAUCCAGGGCAUCCUGCAGACCUGCCACGACCUGAAGCCGCUCCGAGACGAGGUCUACUGUCAGCUGAUCAAACAGACCAAUCACGUGCCUCAACCCAACAGCCCGGGCAACCGCGCGCACUGGCACCUGCUCACGUGCAUGAGCUGUACGUUCCUGCCCAGCCGAGCCAUCCUGCGCUACCUGCGCUUCCACCUCAAGAGGGUGAGGGAGCGUUAUCCUGGCACCGAGAUCGAAAAGUACGCCCACUUUAUCAGCGAGUCUCUGAAGAAAACCAAGACGAGGGAGUUUGUGCCCUCUCAGGAGGAGAUCGCCGCCCUGCUGACCAGACGCGAGAUGGCCACCACGGUGUACUGCCACGGAGGAGGAUCCUGCAAGAUCUCCAUCAACUCCCACACCACUGCAGGAGAGGUUGUGGAGAAGCUGAUCCGAGGUCUGGCGAUGGAUAACAGCCGGAAUUUAUUCUCCUUGUUUGAACACAACAAGGUGGAGAGCCGAGCUAUCGAGAGCCGUGUCAUCGUAGCAGACGUACUCGCCAAGUUUGAAAGACUGGCAGGAAGUGAGGAAGAGGAAGAGGAAGGCCCUUGGCGGCUUUAUUUUAAACUGUAUUGCUUCCUCGAUGUGGACAGCAUGCCCAAAGAAGGGGUGGAGUUUGCCUUCAUGUUCGAACAGGCUCAUGAGAGUCUGAUCAGCGGCCAUUUCCCGGCCUCUGAGGAGACGCUGCAGCACCUGGCCGCACUUCGGCUGCAGUACAUCCAUGGAGACGUGGCGCGCACGCCGUGGAGCCUGAGCAGCGUGUAUCCGGUGGCGCGCCUCCGCACCCGCAUCCUGCACUCCACCAAGGUUGGUGGGUCGGGUGGGGUGGGAGUUGCGGGUGUGGGUCCAGGAGGUCACACGCUCGAGAGGAGAAGGACCAGCUUCCUGGACGGCACUCUGCGGCGCAGCUUCAAGACUGGCUCGCUGAAGAAGCAACGUGAGGAAGAGCAAAUGCUGGAGAUGUUUGUUAAGGAGGAGAUGUCGGCUACUCUGACCAGCGUCCUGGAGAAGUGGAACCGCCUGCACGGCAUGCCUCAACACCAGGCUAUGCUCAGCUACAUGACCAUCAUCAAAGAGUGGCCCGGAUAUGGCUCUACACUCUUCGACGUUGAGUGUAAAGAAGGAGGUUUCCCUCAUGACCUGUGGCUGGGAGUGAGUGCAGAGAAUGUGUCUGUGUAUAAGAGAGGAGAACCCAAACCACUAGAGACCUUCCAGUACGAGCAUAUAGUCUUCUUCGGCGCGCCGCAGCCCAGCACCUACAAGAUCACCGUUGACGAAAGGGAGAUGUUUUUCGAAACUCCUCGGGUGGGUGAGAUCACAAAGAUCAUGAAGGCCUACAUCAACAUGAUUGUCAAGAAGCGCUGCAGCGUCAUGUCCGUCACCAGCACCGGCAGCACAUGGAUCAGGUGAUCGAAACCAGCCAAUCAGUUAGGGGCUGGUGAGCGAUGAAAUUACCAGCGAGAGAAAAAGUCUUUGUGUUGAACCAGGAAACAUGAGCACACAGAGUGAAAAAGGAAGAGCAAGAAAUAGAGAGGUCUCAGAACAGCUGGACCACAGUUUAUUUGAUGAAACUUAUUCACACUGCUACAAAGCACAACAAAUCCUGCAGUCCUGUGAUGUGAACCCUCCCUUAAUGCUGGCACCACCAUUGCUGGCCUUCUCUCUCAUCUCAAAUUCUUCUCUCUUUCAUCCAGCCCUUCUCAAAAAUGUUCAUCUUGUGAUGUUCUCGAUGAACGUUGUGUGAGUUUGUGCUCCUUGCUACUGUUCAAACUGUUUCCCCACUUUCCUGAUUUCAUAAUGUCGGGGACAUAAAAGUGAACUCCUCCAUAAGAGUCACACUGAGAGCCAUUUUUAAAAGCCAAGGCAACUGGCAGCCAUGUUUUUAUUUAUUUAUUUAUCUUAUUUAUUUAUUUAUUGAUCACCGAUCAGUAUCAGCGCAACUCAAGUCUUAAAUCAACACAACUCAUUUGAGCUUAACUCAAAUCAGCUCAACUCAAGUGAACUCCAUUGAAGUCAACUCAAUUCAAUCCAGCUCAACUGAAAUCAGCUCAGCUGAACUCAAAUCAACUGAAAUCAACUCAGCUCAAAUCAACUCAACACAGCUCAACUCAGCUCAGAUCAACUCAUUUAAGCUUCUCUCAAAUCGACUCAGCUCAAAUCGACUCGAUUCAGCUUAACUCAAGUGAACUUAGCUGAACUCGAAUCAACUCAAAUCAACUCAGUUCAUCUCAAAUCAACUCAACACAGCUCAACUCAAUACAACUCAGCUCAACACAGCUCAACUUAACACAACUCUAAUCAGCUUAGAUCAACUCAACUCAACUAAAUUAACUCAACUCAACUCUGCUCCUCAACACAACUCAGAUCAGCUCAUCUCAAAUCAACUCAACACAGAUCAAAUCAACACAACUCUAAUCAGCUUAGAUCAACUCAACUAAAUUAACUCAACUCUGCUCCUCAACACAACUGAGAUCAGCUCAACUCAAAUCAACUCAUUUGCACAACUCUGAGACUGAUCAGAGACCAGAAAUGUUGAGCAUUCACCCAUUAGAGCCACUAUAACAGUGACUGUGUGACUGUUCUGAUGUCAGUGUGUACUAAAUGCUUUUCAUAUAUCACCCUCAAAAUAUAUUUUAUACUGCAGUGAAAGUCAGGACACAUCAUCUAACGGACAUACUUUAAAUCUGCAAGUGCAACAAACACAUUGAAUUCCUGUAUUGUACACACCAAUGCACAAAUAGGCUAAUGAACAGUGUGAAUGCACAACAGUUUUAAAAGUCUCUACAUACCUCCGUGUCCCCAGUACAGCAAGCCAAAACAACUCACUACUGAGAAAAUGUAUCAGUAUUACACCAAGCAAGGCCAGUGUUAAACUGGGGACGUUCAUAUAACCAGCGCACAGAUUUUUUUUUAAAAUGCUGACUUUUAAUCAGUAACUUUUGAUCAAAAAUUGAACCAGUAUCGUGUGUACCAUGUGGCAUUCAUUUGUACAUCCAGUACAUUAAAAAGGAUGUUUUUGAAUGCAAUCUUAGCUACUGAAAUCAAAAUCCUCCAUUAAAUGAACCAGUAUUGAUACUUUGAAUCCUACCAAGAGGCUUUUUUAACGUUUUUUCCACUCAAAUGUUGUUUGCGAAAGCUUGUGAAAGCAAUUCUGGCAGAAUUUUAGCUAGUCGCUAAAAAUGAUCGGCUAAAGUUUCCGGUCGCUCCCUUAAGGAUUUUUUUUAACUUGCAUUCAAACAACCCUAACCACCCUACUAAUAAGUCAUUUACACAAUCAAAGAGAGUUUUUUUUCCCAUUAAUGAACACAACACAGAAAUAUGGAAGGUUGCAGAUGUCAAGAAGCAGAGCAAUGACUCUACUGCGUAAUGUUAAUGUUAGCUAGGCUAAAACUAAGCAAAUGAUAGCGACUUACAGCAGAGAUGUUAGCAUUUUAUUAUCAUAUAAUUGCUGUGACCAAAAUCGUCAUUUCUACCUGUAGUAUCUCACCGAAAGUCUGUUCCUGAGAACAUCAGUCUCGCGUUUAUAUUCUUGAGGGCGUCACCAAGAUGGCCGGAAAGUAGACAGACUUGCCUAUAAGCGCUCACAGCUGAAGUGCGACACUUGUGAAUGUCAGGUAACUUUAUAGAAAAAACCAUCCAGUUACUAUGUAGGCGAAAUAUUUGGAACACUAACAAACUGUACCAAAAAUAAUGGUGCUCGCUUUUCAUCAGUAACAAGCCACACUAAUAUUUUGAUGGAAUCCGUUUUCAUUUAUUUAUUUCGUUAACAGUUAGACAUUUUACUUCGCUACAUGAUAUCUUUUGCACUAAAGAGCCCACAAAAAAUAACCAAUGUUUAACCCAGCUUUUAGAAGAAAAAAAAUCUUAGUGUGAUUUAACUUUAAUUAAAUCUUAAUAACUUAGUGGGACAGUAUUUUAAACCGUAUAUGUGGAAAUCAAAUACCUUGUGUGUCUAGUUGACACUCUAGUGUUAAAGCACUUAGCUGUAAUGUUUUAUGUGAUAUAGUAUUUUAUGCAUUUUAUCCCACAGUGCUGCUGAAUUCUCGAUUCUGAUUGGUCAGAAGGUGUUGCUUAAUCUUCUAUAACAACAACUGUGACAGUAGUGUGGCUGCAAAUCACAUGUUUAUAUAACAUGCUCGUUCUAAUACGUUACCGUUUCUAUAGUAACAGCGUACACAGUACACAGGAUUUAUUUACACAUAAACUAAAUUAAAAAAUAAACUGAUUAACUAAAAAUAAAGAAAAACAUAUUUACUGAUAUGGUGAACUUUUCUUUGAGGAGAUGUUUAAUUAACAUUUAUGGAAGGAGUCUCCAGUGUCAGUGCUUUGUAACAGUCAAAGGUAAAGCUGCAACUUUAAGUUUUUCAACAUGAGAAUGCCUUCAGAACAGCGGAAAGUGAGGUCAUGACUGUUUAUAGCUGCUAUAACGUACGUGAUAACAGGAACUAACUUGUGUCACAGACGUUCCAUAACAUUUAAUGUAAUUAUAAAUGGAUUAAAUUUAUGAUGUGUCAUACUUUAAUAGAUGAAACAGUCAGCAUUGGCUGUGGUAUAAGAGGUGUGGUGUUACAGGAAAAUAAUCAGCAACAGGGUGGGUUAAUGCAUCCCGACACAAAGUGGAGUUAUUGUUAACACCCUGAUGAAACCUUAUGAAACCCCGUCCCCAAAGACCCCUAAUAUACUAAUAUACUUUUCUGGACAAAUGCUUACAUAAUAUCCUACAUUACAUUCAUAUCAUUGACUCUUCUUCAUCACUACUCCAGUAUGAGUGUCUCGUAUGCCUGUAUAGAUUUUUUUUAAUAAAAUAUAUAAAUAUAAAUCUACCGUAUCUCACAACAGUACCUGUGUAAUUUUGCUGUUUGAUAUGCAACUGUUUGUCAAUGUCAUGCAAGGUUUUUUUGAGUGUAUGUCUGAGAAUUUUCAACUAAAACUACAUGAGCAAAAAAUGAUUAUGGAUUAUGGUUAUGAUUGUGGUUGUGGAGAAAUAAGCAUACAUGUAUAGGUAUGGGUGUUGUGAUUGUUAUUUAAGGCACAGAUUAAGGUGUGUAUUGGGAAUGCGGGUGGGCCAAGGGUUGGUGUAUUUAUUUCUUCUUAUGAUGUUAACGGAGAGAGCGAGGGAGUGGGAAGGACAGAGAUCAAACUAAUGGUGGAUUGAUGCUCCCUGUCUGUGCUGAUCCAGGAUCCGGUUUACAUCUAAACCUUGAUCACCAGUAGCCUGUUGUGGGUGCUGGGAUUGUGUGAUGAGAGAUAUGGAUGCACAGAAAUGAUGUAUUGAAGUGGUGUGUAUGUGUGUGUGUGUGUGUGUGUGUGUGAGAGUGUGUGUCUGUGUGUGUGAAUGUGUGUGUGUAUCCUAUGACAGUAUUGUCUGCUGAUUGAACAGCCAACCUAGUUCUUACAAUGCCUCAUUAUAACGUAAUACACACACCAACAUAAAUACAUGCAUGCAAGACACACACACACACACACACACACACACACACACGCACACACACAUGGCUGGCUGGUUCUAUCUCUACUCUCUCUCACUCUUUACACUGGGACCCUUGCUCAGCUGCAGGCAGCCAAUAAAGGGCCUGAAUGUAAAUCUUCCUCAUUAUCAUUAUAUGACUCUAUAUAAGAUUAAAAAAUAUGACUGUGCUUGUUUAAGAGAGAGUAAUUUUCUUUUCUUUUUUUUUU